Molecule: messenger RNA, 369 nt
Organism: Uncinocarpus reesii 1704
Lineage: Eukaryota; Fungi; Ascomycota; Eurotiomycetes; Onygenales; Onygenaceae
Exons: 2
Coding region: 1-369 (122 amino acids)
Biological process (GO): protein folding; microtubule-based process; tubulin complex assembly
Cellular component (GO): prefoldin complex; cytoplasm
Molecular function (GO): tubulin binding
Source: RefSeq, a predicted model, not a curated record
AUGGCGGACAAGCCGGAUAAAGCCCUCUCUUCCACCGCUGCCGCCGCCUCCCCUGCCACGACCAACCCACGCGGCAUCCCCACCGCUCCCUUCGUCGACAAUGUCACCGACUACGUCUCCACGCGCGCGGACGUUGAGCCCACCCUCCGCUCCUUUCAAGAGAUGAUCUCCAAAUACCAGUUCAUGGAACUCAACACUCAGCGCCGCGCCCAGGGCCUCCGCGAUAAAAUCCCAGAUAUCAAAAAGACCUUGGAAACCGUGAAGUUUUUGAGCGCGAGGAAAAAGGUCGGUUUCCCCGCUCCCGCCUACCCCCCGCCGCCUACCCCAACAAAGCGCUUGAAGUACAACGGGGGGCUAAACGAAGGAUGA